Molecule: messenger RNA, 2490 nt
Organism: Cuscuta europaea
Lineage: Eukaryota; Viridiplantae; Streptophyta; Magnoliopsida; Solanales; Convolvulaceae
Source: the annotation of a GenBank genome assembly
CACGGAGAGCGGAGAUUCUGACUCGGAUGAUGACGACGACGACAAUGACAGUGAUGAUGUGGAGCUAACAUAUGCUCUAAUCAGAAAAGGGAAACUGCCAGUUGAAUCUCCUAAGAAGAAAAGAAUAACUGCUGAAGAUGCAGCACCAAUAAUCGCUGGCAGACCCAAAGUCUUCACCAUCAAGGAGAAAGCUAAGCCGAUAGUUGUUUCCAGCGAGACAAACUGCUCAAAGGACGACUAUGACGAGGCGGCUCAUACAAUUAUAGCGUCAAUCAACUCGAAAGAAGUCGUCAUCUGAGAGACCAGGGCAAAGGUCAAGAAUGACAAGGCUGCCAAGGCCAAGCCCCAGUCCCAAGCCAGAAAGAGCCUAAGUGACAAGGCAGACGAGCAUAUCUUUGUUGGCUGCGAUACUUUUAUCCAGAUAAGCCGAGCUGAAUCCUUAAGCACAGGAGCCGAUCUUUUCGGUUCCCGAGUAGAAGUCGCAGCAUCUGGCUCAACUGCGAAUGCACAGCCCUCUCCCAUCCACUCAAUUGCCUCUGAAAAGGCUAUUGUUUCAAAAGAACGGGACUCAACCCCCUCGCUGGUUCCUUCUGAAUCAGUUGAGCAUACAAUUGACCUAUCUCCCGAGGUCAAAACCCCUUCUUCUCUCACAUCGAGUCUAGGUGUCACAUUUCCCACAUUUUCUUCAUUUUCUAGGACAUCUACACUAUUCACUGCACAUACAGGUGCACUCACCCUGAACGCAACAACCAGAGCGCAAGCUAUGACGGUUGGAAGCCCUGCUACGCCCAUAAUGAUUCCAUCAUUAAAUGCAGGCCACACAUCAGCAAUCUUCACUGAUGCUGUGUCAACAGUUACAACCCCCGUAACUGGUCACCCUACAUUUGAAGACGUAAACGUUCUACUAAAUCGCUUCCUGGAUUCCACCAUUAAACCAUGGGUGCAAGAUGCAAUGACCGCUCUAGCACAGGUAUUUAGGACCACCCAAGCGGUUCGGUCUGAACAGACACCACCCCAACCUUCCCCUGAACCGUUCAUCUCCCAUACACAACCCAUAUCCUCCACCCCUCUAUCCCACCAAUCCAUAAACCAAAUUCCUAUCCCUUCUAUUUCUCGGGGAACCCAGGAUACAGAACCAGUAUUCUUCCCACACCCGACCACACCCUCCAUCGACCUCUCCUCCCUAUCCUUUGACACACUAGCUUCGGCUUUGCUGAACAAUCUCUUAAAUACCCCAGAAGACAACCUCACUUUUCAUCAGCAAGCCAUACUAGAAGCUCUUCUUUCCUCACCCGAAACCAAGAGUACUUGCAAGGAGAGUCUUCGUGGUCGCAAACGUUCCCAUGAGGACCCCGAUGAUUCGGAUCCUCAUGAGGGGGAGAACAAGCGACCUCGAUCACUUGAGCAAACUGCUCUACCAAGCCAAACUCCACAGCCAAUUCAACCUGAAACCUCAACAAACCAACAGCCACCAUCCACAGCCAAACUAUCUAGCAUGGUCGAGCUAGAAAUAACAUCCCGAGGCGUAUCUCCCAGAGAUACCAACCGAGGAGGGGAUGGAAGUCCUGAUGAUGUUACCACUGGUACAUCUUCUCCAUCAGGCCAUCAGUUGGAACCCAGUUCUAAGUUGAUGUCAACGGGCAAUCCUAGUGAACCCGGUAGUGCUACACAGGAACAAUCACCGCCUGAACAAAGAAUUCCAUAUAUUUCUCCAGGCAAAGACAUCCAUGAUGCACUUGAAGAGGCGGUGAUAUACGACAAAUGGCCAAGAAAAUGGACAGAAUGGGAUGAUCUUCGGGUUGAAGCCGAGCAAGAGGACAUGCAAAGAAACUGGUGGCUACGAGAGCUGAUCAACAAAUGCUCUGAAGAUAUUAUACGGCUCGAGGACGAUGAACGCAAGGAAGGGGAGAAUUACAAGGAAUCCCAGAAGACUCAUGAAUCAGUCGUAAGACAAACAGCGGGAAGACUUCCCAAGACAGAGAAACCCUGGGAUAAUGUUCGUAUCAAAGCCCCCUUCCAAGAAGAAAUCAGAGAGCAUAUCUGGCGUAGACCAGACAAAGUCAAGCCACUGAACGAACUGAAGCUAAGAGGCCUUACUCACUUGAAAGGAAAGCAGGUUGGAGGUCAUCUGCAUAUGUUGCUGCAAAGGUCAACCGGUACACAGAGAGAACUAAUGGAACAAGAUCUGAAGUCGAAUAUUCUCCCGAUUCAUCAAUUUCUACAAGUGAAGGCUGAAGACUAUCAUGGAGUAACAUUCUACACUUACAGACUUCAACGCACCGAUGGGAGCGAAUUCACUUGUCAAGAGAACGACUUCAUCAUGCUGAAACCGGAUGACAUCUACCAAAUGCUCAUGGCCUACAGAUACCUUCCAGUCAGGCAGAGCAUAGUAUACAGCGAAGGCCUCGCAGCUAUCAAGAGAUUCAUGCUUAGACAGAUCCGAGUACACUCUUCACAUGACCUACAGAUGGCUAUUGAAUGCAAUCUGAA